Molecule: messenger RNA, 2329 nt
Organism: Aplysia californica (California sea hare)
Lineage: Eukaryota; Metazoa; Mollusca; Gastropoda; Aplysiida; Aplysiidae
Product: arrestin domain-containing protein 3
Biological process (GO): protein transport
Cellular component (GO): cytoplasm
Source: RefSeq, a predicted model, not a curated record
AAGAAAGGAGUGAACUAUCUUGUUAUACACAAUCUUUGAUUCUGCAGUUCCAAAACAGGAAGUCACUCCUGGAGUGCGGAAACUGAAUUUUUGGGCGUAGUCAACAGAUGGAAUGGGAAUUCGUGCGUGCGUAGCCGUGUAAACAAACCGAGAGAAAAAAACAGUGCCAAGGUUCUUUCUAAAACCAAAAGGCUGAAACUGGUCCACAUCGAGGUGAAGCAAGAUGGGGAAGCUAAACAUGUUUGCCAUUUCUCUAGCGAAUGCGAGUGGAGUUUUCUACUCUGGCUCGAUCGUCCAGGGACAUAUUACUGUUGAGCUGAAGGAACCAAUGAAGAUGCGAGGUAUCAAGUUGACUUUUGAGGGCAAAGCGUACGUUCAUUGGACAGAACAGCAUUCAACUGGUUCUGGAAAGAAUCGACGUACGACAACAAGACACUACAGUGCAACAGAAAAAUACUUUGACCAGGAUGUCUUAUUGUAUGGAAUAUGGUCCGGUCAGGGCAGUAGCACGAGUGAACUUCCUGCGGGACGACAUACUUUCCCGUUUCAGUUCCAGCUGCCGCAGGGCCUCCCGUCGUCUUUCGAGGCCCACACUGGCCACGUCAGGUACACAGUCAAGUGCAAGAUCGACAAGCCGUGGAAGUUUGACCACAAGACAAAGAGACCCUUCACCGUCAUCAGUAUCUUGGACUUGAACCAGGACCCACAGUACAGUCAAAGCAUGCAAGGAUCCAAUGUGAAGCAUCUGUGCUGCCUGUGCUGCAAGUCGGGACCCAUUCAAGCCACGUUCCACCUUGACCGUCGCGGGUAUGUCCCUGGAGAAGCGGUCAAGCUCUAUGCCGAGAUAUCGAAUGGGGCCAGCCGAUCAAUGGACAAGUCCUACGUGGAUUUGAAAAUGAUAACAACUUUCCAUGCUACGUCAAAGUCGAAGAAGGUCGUUACUGAAGUAGGCCGUCUCUCGAGACCAUCGAUCGAGGGCCAUGCAGAAGAUUCGUGGACGGGAGAAGAGCUGGUUAUUCCUCCAUUACCCCCAUCCUUUCUGGUCGGCUGCAACAUCAUUGACAUCCACUACAUACUGCAGUUGAACGUGGAUCCCUCUGGACCGGCUCUUGAUCUGGAGGUUCCUUUGGAGAUCGUGAUCGGCACCAUUCCACUGGUCCAGGUCGUGGAGAGAUUCCCUCCCAUGGCUGCGGCUCCUGUGGGCUUCGACCAGUGGCAGUCUCCGUCUGUUCCCUCCGCUGAAGCUCUGUACCCUGUGCCACCCCCUACAGGCAUUCCCAAUUUGCCUCCUCCCUCCUACAGCGAGUGUGUCACCGGGAAAGUGGACAUCCGAGAGGAAGAUGACAAUGAGCACACCAGUGGGAACUUCCAGUUUGCCCCGGCGUACACGUACUACAACUGGGGACACACACCGGCAGGCAUGCCUCCUCAGUCAGGAAAAGACUAGCGCUACUGGGACACUUUCUGACGCUGAAGCAAAGAAGGAAUUUGCUAUUUUGCUUCUUUGCUCUGACAGACUUACUUUUUAGGUAGAAGAAAGAAUGUAAUUAUUGGUUUCAAGGCUCAGCUGAACUUGCUUUUUUAAACAGAGGACAAUGAUUCAAAUACUUGUUCUCUGGCUUAGGCAAAGGUAAAAAAUAAUUUGGUGUGUUUCAUCAAGGUUGUUUUAGAAAAAAAACAAGCUGAAGGAGUUGAGUUUCUUUGACUCAAAUUCUUCUCAGUUUGUCCUUCAUUUUCGUAGAAGGGUUAACUUUGUUACCAGUUCUGGAACGCCCUCUCUUGUGUGUCCCAUGAUACUAGGAAUAAAGUUAGAGUAAUUUUCAAAAUUGAUUUUAAUUGAUGGAGUCUGUAACAACACCUUCAAAAGAUGUACAAGUAAUAUAAUAUUCUUUUGUGCAAGUUUAGUCAGAAAAAAAACCCUAACGAGCUGUCCAUUCAGUUUUGUGAAUAUCCUUUCAGAUUCAUUUCACAAAUGCUGGAAAGAUAUUUUUGCUUUGAGAUCAAAGGGGACUUUUCCCUCUUACAAUUAAUUUUUAAUUUUUAAUCCCCGCUUUUUCUUAUGGUGUAAGGCUAUAAACUUUUCCUUUAUUUUAACGAUUUUAGGGUUUCUUUGAGAUAAUUGACAAUUGAACUAACAAUUUAUCUUUAGAACAUUUUAUUUGUCUGUUAAAUGUGGAGUGGGAACUUGUUUGAAGUUGUCAUGGCUUAUUGAAUCAUGAAAUACUUUUGUUCAUCUGUGCUCCCUUGCAUAAAAGAUCAAGGGGAAGACCUCGUGGAACCUGGACAAGAAUCACAGAAAUUGAUGUACAGAAAAGUGGGAAGACAUGGA